AGUAUUAAACCGAAGAAACCAUGGCUUCGUUGAUCUCCAUCCAUUGUACUUGUCGCGUUUUAGAUUCCUCAUACCAUUCACCAUUUUAGCACUGAAACCUAUCUGUCUCUAACCAUGUGCUUCUCAACGCCUAUGCUUCCAUAUGUGCCUCCAACCAGGAGUACAUAUUCGGUCGCGUCGACAAUGUCCGAGUCUGUGGCUCCAGUGGGCUUGGAUGCACCUCCAACAUCUUGUAGUCCUGCUCCAAAGAAGCCCACGUCCGAGCCCCCGAGUACUUCAUCCAGAAGGCCAUCUGUAGCCGUGAAGUCGCGUUCCAAUAAACUCGCGAAACAAACGUCCAAAUUGCUGUCUCCCGCAGAGGCAGCGAAAGAACUGGUACUAGACAUUGAUUUGAGUAUGAUUGGCAAAGAUCAAGCUCGUAAGAUCAUGUCUGAGCAACAUAAGAUCCUAGGCUUCCGUCCUCCACCUGGUUCCCUUGCUGCAGAAGCACAGGCUGCUGCAGCCAGACAUCCUGUUGUCAAGGGUGCCCAGUUGUUAACCGUGCAGAAAUUGAAGGAGGCGGCGAAAACCGAUGCCGAAGACAUCCUCUUACGAAGAGACGUACAGCGGUUGCAAGGGACGAGGCGUAACAACUCGUCUGCCACUCGGUCAUCCGAGAACCGCAUACAGUUGAAUACCAUGAGCGAAGUAGCUGAAGCUCUCCACGCUUCAUUUGCGUCUCAGGUUCAGGCGGCAACUACGCCUCUUGCGCAGGAUACACACGGGAAGAACCCGUAUGGACACGCUGACUAUGACAGCGAUGUGGAGAAGACAAGGUACACAGUGUUUUUCAAAAUUGUCAUGCAUCAUAUUUUACAGGGACAUUUGUUGUGUAGGACGCCGCAGGCAACGGGACAGAGGCAAGGACCUCGUUCUGGACACAGCAGGAGUAGACCGAGGUCGAGGCCGAAUUCGAGGAAGUCGAAGUCGAAGUCGCUGAAGCUCACGCCUCCACCCCUGGAACGACUCGAAACUGGUGACUCCAUCGAGAUCGUCUGCAACAUUCUUGGAUGAGCCUCGCGUGUCAAGUCAUUCUAUUCGUCAAUGCUUAUAGCGUUGCAUAGGCAAUCCUGACUGUAAUUCAUGUGGUCUCGCUCUGGUUAUUUCAUACCCUUCUGGUUUGUAUCUCUCUCGUAUACUGUUUCCUUCAUGUACUACCCUAACUGAUACCUUAGAGCGCUGUGUAAUACCAACAAGUCAUCGCCGGUUCAGAUUUGUUACCCAGAAUUUGCCAGAGUCGCCUGCAGAAGUGGGAAAAGCUUCUAGAGUAGUGUGAGGAUUGCAGAAUCCUUCAAAUUGUAUUCCAUUCAUCGUUCAACUUGAGCAUGUCUAGUGUAGAUGUCGUAUACCCCUGUGUGUCGCAUACCGUACUUCUGCAAUGCAGAUCAAUACUCCAGAUUCC
Somion occarium is the source of this 1441-nucleotide messenger RNA. Lineage: Eukaryota; Fungi; Basidiomycota; Agaricomycetes; Polyporales; Cerrenaceae. The record is from the annotation of a GenBank genome assembly.